Messenger RNA from Phacochoerus africanus (Common warthog), 2265 nucleotides. RefSeq names its product YY1 transcription factor (gene YY1). NCBI's taxonomy places the organism in Eukaryota, Metazoa, Chordata, Mammalia, Artiodactyla, Suidae. The coding region runs from base 39 to 1274 and encodes 411 amino acids. Gene Ontology annotation, cellular component: PcG protein complex; transcription regulator complex. The transcript is spliced from 5 exons. The record is from RefSeq and is a predicted model, not a curated record. Gene Ontology annotation, biological process: regulation of transcription by RNA polymerase II. Gene Ontology annotation, molecular function: RNA polymerase II cis-regulatory region sequence-specific DNA binding; DNA-binding transcription factor activity, RNA polymerase II-specific.
CUGAGGCCGCCGCGGCCGUGGCGGCCGAGCCCUCAGUCAUGGCCUCGGGCGACACCCUCUACAUCGCCACGGACGGCUCGGAGAUGCCGGCCGAGAUCGUGGAGCUGCACGAGAUCGAGGUGGAGACCAUCCCGGUGGAGACCAUCGAGACCACGGUGGUGGGCGAGGAGGAGGAGGACGACGACGACGACGAGGACGGUGGCGGCGGAGACCACGGCGGCGGGGGCGGCCACGGGCACGCGGGCCAUCACCACCAUCACCACCACCACCACCACCCGCCCAUGAUCGCGCUGCAGCCGCUGGUCACCGACGACCCGACCCAGGUGCACCACCACCAGGAGGUGAUCCUGGUGCAGACGCGCGAGGAGGUGGUGGGCGGCGACGACUCGGACGGGCUGCGCGCCGAGGACGGCUUCGAAGACCAGAUCCUCAUCCCGGUGCCCGCGCCGGCCGGCGGCGACGACGACUACAUCGAGCAGACGCUGGUCACCGUGGCUGCGGCCGGCAAGAGCGGCGGCGGCGGCUCGUCGUCGUCGGGCGGCGGCCGCGUCAAGAAGGGCGGCGGCAAGAAGAGCGGCAAGAAGGGCUACCUCGGCGGCGGGGCCGGGGCGGCGGGCGGCGCGGACGCGGGCAACAAGAAGUGGGAGCAGAAGCAGGUGCAGAUCAAGACCCUGGAGGGCGAGUUCUCGGUCACCAUGUGGUCCUCAGAUGAAAAAAAAGAUAUUGACCAUGAAACGGUGGUUGAAGAACAGAUCAUUGGCGAGAACUCGCCUCCUGAUUAUUCUGAGUACAUGACAGGAAAGAAACUUCCUCCCGGAGGAAUACCCGGCAUCGACCUCUCAGAUCCCAAACAACUCGCAGAAUUUGCUAGAAUGAAGCCAAGAAAAAUUAAAGAAGAUGAUGCUCCAAGAACAAUAGCUUGCCCUCACAAAGGCUGCACAAAGAUGUUCAGGGAUAACUCUGCCAUGAGGAAGCACCUGCACACCCACGGCCCCCGAGUCCACGUCUGUGCAGAAUGCGGCAAAGCUUUUGUUGAGAGCUCAAAACUAAAACGACACCAACUGGUUCAUACUGGAGAGAAACCCUUUCAGUGCACGUUUGAAGGCUGCGGGAAGCGCUUUUCACUGGACUUCAAUUUGCGCACACACGUGCGCAUCCACACCGGAGACAGGCCCUAUGUGUGCCCCUUCGAUGGUUGUAAUAAGAAGUUUGCUCAGUCGACUAACCUGAAAUCUCACAUCUUAACACAUGCUAAGGCCAAAAACAACCAGUGAAAAGAAGAGAGAAGGCCCUUCGCAGCCUCAGGAAGCAUCUUCCAGGAGCGUGAUUGGGAAUAAACAUGCCUCUCCUUUGUAUAUUGUUUCUAGAAAAGAAUUUUAAAAAUGAAUCCUACAUACCCAAGGGACAUGUUUUGAUAAAGUAGUAAAAAUUUAAAAAAAAAACUUUAAUAAGAUGACAUUGCUAAGAUGCUCUAUCUUGCUCUGUAAUCUCGUUUCAAAAACACGGUGUUUUUGUAAAGUGUGGUCCCAACAGGAGGACAAUUCAUGAACUUCGCAUCAAAAGACAAUUCUUUAUACAACAGUGCUAAAAAUGGGACUUCUUUUCACAUUCUUAUAAAUAUGAAGCUCACCUGUUGCUUACAAUUUUUUUAAUUUUGUAUUUUCCAAGUGUGCAUAUUGUACACUUUUUGGGGAUAUGCUUAGUAAUGCUAUGUGUGAUUUUUCUGGAGGUUGAUAACUUUGCUUGCAGUAGAUUUUCUUUAAAAGAAUGGGCAGUUACAUGCAUACUUCAAAAGUAUUUUCCUGUAAAAAAAAAAAAAGUUAUAUAGGUUUUGUUUGCUAUCUUAAUUUCGGUUGUAUUCUUUGAUGUUAACACAUUUGUAUAAUUGUAUCGUAUAGCUGUAUUGAAUCAUGUAGUAUCAAAUAUUAGAUGUGAUUUAAUAGUGUUAAUCAAUUUAAACCCAUUUUAGUCACUUUUUUUUUUUUCCAAAAAAUACUGCCAGGUGGUGAUGUUCAGUGUAAUUUCUUUGCCUGUUCAGUUACAGAAAGUGGUGCUCAGUCGUAGAAUGUAUUGUACCUUUUAACACCUGACGUGUACAUCCCAUGUAACAGAAAGGGCGACAAUAAAAUAGCAAUCCUACAGAAAGAAUAUGGCAGAAAAGAGAUCUGUAAGCACAGUCUUCUUUCCUUUUGUUGUCCAGAAUAAUUAUAAUUCUUGAGCCUCCCAGAAAUUGGAAGCUAAAUAAAGCAACUCAAGUUUCCUUUA